Molecule: messenger RNA, 1459 nt
Organism: Monomorium pharaonis (pharaoh ant)
Lineage: Eukaryota; Metazoa; Arthropoda; Insecta; Hymenoptera; Formicidae
Product: U3 small nucleolar ribonucleoprotein protein IMP4
Exons: 1
Coding region: 397-1335 (312 amino acids)
Biological process (GO): rRNA processing
Cellular component (GO): Mpp10 complex; small-subunit processome; nucleolus
Molecular function (GO): rRNA primary transcript binding; snoRNA binding
Source: RefSeq, a predicted model, not a curated record
AAUUGUUAUCCUUAAAUUAAUUUUUUGCUAACAAUGAUUUUGUGUAUAAUCAGGAAGCAUACACUUCAUUAAAAUUAUAAAUUAUUUCUUUCAAUUAUUUUGGAGUUUUCGUUAUUUUUUCCUUUUUAAAUAUAAUUUUGAACAGAUUGGUAUGUAAUUUCAAACAAACUCAAGUGGCUUUAGCCAAUCAGCUCUAACGUAGAGAGAAAAAAGACAGAGGUACGAGAAGUUCAGUCGAAAAGAACACACUCGAAGUACGUCAAGCACGUGGCAUCCUAACCUCCAAAUAAGCGCGUCGCUGCUGUAAACACGCUAUUCGGGACUGCUCGAAACGGCCGAUUACGGAAAGUUUCUUCUCAUAACAAUCGACACGGGAUACGAUUUUGAGUGGCGAAAAUGUUGCGAAGACAAGCGCGAUUACGUCGCGAGUAUCUCUACAGAAAGUCCGUCCAGGACAAGGUGAAGGGUAUCCAGGAGAAGAAGGAUAAGCUGAGACGCUGCCUGGACGAGAAUGUGCCUAUUCACCCGGAUCUGCAGAAGAGCGCGUUGCACGUUCAGAGGAAGAUCGAAUGGGAGGAUGCCGGACCGGAGAUGGCGAUGGCGAUGGGCACAGAGAUGGGCGGCGGUGCCGUCGCGAGCCACGAGGACGACGAGUACCGCUGGGCCGGCGUCGAGGACCCGAAGAUCGUCCUCACGACGUCUCGUGACCCGAGCUCCCGGCUGAAGAUGUUCGUCAAGGAGCUGCGCCUGAUAUUCCCGAACUCGCAGCGGAUGAAUCGCGGUAACUACGAGAUGAAGCAGCUGAUCCACGCCUGCCGCGCAAACGACGUCACGGACUUCAUCAUCGUGCACGAGCACCGGGGCGUGCCCGACGCCCUGGUGGUGUGCCACCUGCCGUACGGGCCGACGGCCUACUUCACGCUGUCUGGUGUCAUAAUGCGACAUGACAUUCCUGACAUUGGCACGAUGUCGGAGCAGUAUCCACAUUUAAUCUUCCACAACUUCAAAACAAAGCUGGGGCAGAGGGUAAUGAAUAUACUCAAGUAUCUGUUUCCAGUGCCGAAGGAGGAUAGCAAGAGAGUAAUCAGUUUUGCUAAUCACGACGACUACAUAUGCUUCCGACACCACACAUACAAGAGGAUCCAGGGAAAAGAGGUCGAGUUGACUGAGGUUGGACCACGUUUUCAGAUGAAGUUGUAUGAAAUCAAACUAGGAACUCUAGACGCUGAGUCGGCUGCUGACACAGAAUGGGCAUUGAGACCUUACAUGAAUACAAGCUACAAAAGAAGAUUUUUGUCAGAUGAAGAUGGCUGGCAAGAAGACAAGUUAAUUUAGUACUGAUAGAUUUAUCCUUGUAUAUAUCAAUCAUAUUUUGAUAAAUUUUAUAAAACUAUUAAUAUUUAUAUAUUAAGACAUUCCUGACUGUAUAUAAUAGUAAAUAUAUCAAAAUUCUUGAAAA